This is a messenger RNA of Oppia nitens, 496 nucleotides long. RefSeq names its product mitochondrial pyruvate carrier 2-like. Lineage: Eukaryota; Metazoa; Arthropoda; Arachnida; Sarcoptiformes; Oppiidae. Gene Ontology annotation, biological process: pyruvate import into mitochondria. Gene Ontology annotation, cellular component: mitochondrial inner membrane. Gene Ontology annotation, molecular function: pyruvate transmembrane transporter activity. The coding region runs from base 113 to 460 and encodes 115 amino acids. The record is from RefSeq and is a predicted model, not a curated record. The transcript has 4 exons.
UUAAAGCUCACUAUAGUGUUGAUACAAAUUCAUUGCAAAAUCAAUUGAUUUGUAAUGAAAUCUAAUUAAUGGAUAAUUUGAGACAAUUUAGACCAACUGUUUGGUGACAAUAAUGUCAGUCAUAUACCGAAGUUUGGUGACGGCUUGCGACCGCUUUGUCCCGACGGCAAUGCGACCACUUUGGGAACAUCCGGCCGGACCUAAAACUAUCUUUUUCUGGGCGCCGGCCAUGAAAUGGGGUCUCGUCAUUGCCAGCAUUUCAGACAUUCAACGACCCGUCGAUAAAUUGUCGGCCACUCAGACAUCGGCACUGGCGGCCACAGGUCUGAUAUGGUCGCGGUAUUCACUGGUGAUAACGCCUAAGAAUUGGGCACUUUUCUCGGUCAACGUAUUUGUGGCGAUAACUAAUUGUUACCAAUUGUCUCGUAUUUAUAAUUAUAACCGAAAAAUAAAACAAUAACUAUAAAAAAAAGUUAUUCAUUAUUAUUAUCGGUAA